AUGACGCCCCUCGAACAAAUCCCUUGGAUCGCCGCCCUCCUCACCAACCCCUCCUACGAGACCUUCCCUCUCCCCUCACGCCCUCUCGAUCCCUCCGACGUCACCAACGACAAUCUCUUCUCCAAGGCUCUCAACACGCCCGACGCGAUCCCACACUGUAUUCUACAAGGUCGUUUGCCUGCUCCCCCUUCUCCAUCCACAGGACAACCCGAGAAACUGCGUCUGUUCGCCUCCUUGGGGGAAGAUGUCACGGGCCACCCGGGCGUGCUGCACGGAGGCGUAGUGGCUAGCUUGUUAGAUUCGGUAAUGGGGUUACUAAUGGCUUUUCGAGGCGAGGUCUGUAUGACUUCGUCGUUGAAUAUACGGUAUCGGCGGCCCGUCCCGGCGCCUGGGGCUGUCGUUGUGCAGUCAUGGGUGAAGGAGGAGCGGGCGGGGAGGUGGAUCGUGCUGGGGGAGGUUGUGGAUCAGACAGGGGAGGUUCUGGCUGGGGCGGAGGGGGUCUUUGUGGGCGUGAGAAGAAGGGAGAGUAGGGUUUGA
Messenger RNA from Aspergillus candidus, 537 nucleotides. RefSeq names its product PaaI family thioesterase. The transcript has a single exon. Bases 1 to 537 code for a protein of 178 amino acids. The record is from RefSeq and is a predicted model, not a curated record. NCBI's taxonomy places the organism in Eukaryota, Fungi, Ascomycota, Eurotiomycetes, Eurotiales, Aspergillaceae.